Bursaphelenchus xylophilus (pine wood nematode) is the source of this 4849-nucleotide messenger RNA. NCBI's taxonomy places the organism in Eukaryota, Metazoa, Nematoda, Chromadorea, Rhabditida, Aphelenchoididae. The record is from the annotation of a GenBank genome assembly.
AUGUUCCACAGAAUCUCACAGUUUUUAACGUGCCAUCUACUGAUCUCAACGACUUUUUCCAUUGCUGUUACAAGUAAGUUCCCUUCCAAUUACUUCCCCCAUUAUGGCAUCUACUCAUCGGGUUGACCUUAUCCCUCCUAAUCCCGUAGAAUCUAAUGGACUCGGCCUUGAUCGCAGAGGUGCCAAACUCUAAUUUUCGCCUUUCCCCAUCAAGAUUUCUGAGGCCAUUAACGGCUCCAAUGGUGGAGUUAAUCGGAGGUUUUGAUCUUCUUAUGACGCCGUUUUCGGAGGGAGAAAAACUUUGUAUUUAAUUUAUGGGCGAAAAGCGGCGAUCAAAUUUGAAUGUGAAAGAUGAGUUUUUAAGAAAGUUUUGAGGAUGAUGAUCACCUUGGGAAUUUGGGGAGAAAAGGUGAAUUCCGAUAAUUUGAGGUCGUCUGGAAUCAGGCGAAAUAUUGCGGAUACUUGAAAGAAAAAAAACAAAAAAAUUAAUUUACAAAAAAAAUUUUUUUGAUGACUUGGGAGAAAUAUUAAAAUUUGUCAGGGGUUAAGACUUAAUUGUGAGAAAAAUUUAUUUUACCGUAUUUUAGCCUUGAUUGGCAUUUGUCUUUUAUUUUAUAUCCCUCAAAUCUUUGCGCUUUCCCUUUUUUCCGUUUCGCAAUCCCCUAAACCAAUCAAAAUUUACUGUAAUCCACCCGGAUAUCCUCCCAAAUCCCCUUUGAGGCUACUUUUUUUCCGUUGAUCCAAUAGAAAACACUUGUUUCCCGAGAGUUUCGGUCGAUUCUUUGAAGUUAUUGUCAUCUCUUCCCCUUUAUUUUCCUUUUAUAUGGCCCAGUCAAAAGGGCCGCGUUUAUUGCAAAGUUGGGUGCCACUUUUCGCGCGAAUGAAUUAAGAGUUGGAUGCCAUUACAGCGGCGUCAAAUUGAAGGACUUGGGCCGCUAAUUAACGCCGCUGUAAAGCGGCAACGGGAAAGCGAAAAGGGUCGGGAUUAGAGGCGGAAGGAAAGGUAAACAACAACACAUAAAACGACUACCUGAUUCGAGGAUUAUCAGCGCUGAGGUCGGGAGUUUUAUCUUCGAAAGUUGCGCAAUAAAGCGGUCAAGUAAUGAAUAAGAGAAUUCAUGCAGCGAUAAAGCGCGACAGGUGGGAGAAUUGCAUAGAUUUGCAUAAGAAUGCGUAGCCUGAAGUGAGCGGCAAGCUGUGAAUUAAGCUUCGGAUUGGGGUCAGUACCUAAAGUAAAGUGGAUUAGAGGGAAAAGAUGACUUCUAGACAUCCGUUGACUCAACAGGCAAUUAACUUUGUCGUUGAAUUAGAAAAAUUUUGCUUAAAAUUCAAGAAAUUUCAAAUUUUAGAAGUGAACUCAAAACAAUUUUUAAACUUCAAAAAUUACCGUAACCCAGAGUCUUAAAAAUCCCCGAACUUUUUGACAACUGUCCAUUCUUCUUUUAUCAUGCCAUUUCUUUCCGCUCAAAGUGACCUCGAUCAUAACAAUUAAUCCAUUAAGCCCCCAUAUCAGAUUACCUUUAAUGAGGGAUUAGAAAUGAUUGAUUUCAGAAGACGAAUGUGUGAAUCGCCCGCUCGGUCUGGAAUCAGGUGCCAUUCUGGACGCUCAAUUAAGUGCCAGCUCGAGUUUCGACACUCUUUCGACGGGUCCACAGAAUUCCCGGUAAGAAAAAAAUUGAAAGGAAAAAUACCCUAAGGGCAAUACAACCGAAGUUUAUUCAAAUUUGGUACAGAUGUUACCUACAGCCUAGUUAUCAAUCUCUGAAAAUUUCGUUAAUGUCCCAAAUUUGAGUUUUUUUUUCUGAAUCAGCACCUAGUAUAAUAUUGGAAAAUAAUCGAAAUUUCAAAGUAAAUCCCAUGCCUCCUUCAGACUAAACUCCGAAUCCGGAAGCGGAGCCUGGUGCCCCCUCAACCAGAUCAACGCCUCCUCCCACGAAUGGAUCCAAGUGGAUCUGGGCCAGGACUUCCUCAUCUCGGCCGUCCAAACUCAAGGGCGCUACGACAAGGGAAGAGGCCGCGAAUAUCCGAUUGGAUACAUGAUCGAAUAUUGGCGACCGUCGCUGGGGAAAUGGGCCCGAUAUCACGAUCAUAAUGGAGUGGAGAUUGUGAAUGGGAAUGAAGAUACGAAGACGACGGUAAAGAGGGACCUUCAAGGGGGCUUUGUGGCCAGUUUGGUGCGGAUAAUCCCGGUCUCUGAAUUCACACGGACUGUUUGUCUGAGAUUUGAACUCUUUGGUUGCGCUUUUAAAGGUAAGGAGAACACUUUUUGGGCAAUCUCAAUUUCGCGUUUCACAAUUGACGAAAUUUUUUUUCCAGAAGAUGUUGCCUCCUACAGUAUCCCUUUGGCCGGCAUGGCCGAACUUCCGGAGCUCCGCGAUUCCACUUACGAUGGUGAAGAAAUCGAUGGCAUGCAUCGAGGAGGGCUCGGGAAGUUGACUAAUCAUAGAGUGGCCACCUCCAAUCUCCCCAAUGACACGGUGAAUUGGGUCGGCUGGAAUCGACAUCAGCUCGGAUCCAAGGUCAAGAUCGACUUCAACUUUGCCCAUUACGUCAAGAUUUCGACCGUCUAUUUCCACGUCUCUGUGGAUCAGAAGAUAAACGCCAAAUCUUUCAAGGAUAUUACAGUGAUUUUGUCCACUUUCGAAGAUCGAACCAAGCCUCCAAUGGUCAGAUUUGUGUCAUUGGAGAUGCCGAAAGAAGAGGGGCCUCAAUGGGUUAAAGUGGAAUUGGAUGAGAGCUCCUGUAAGCACAUCAGAUUCGAGCUGAAGAUGGCGGAAGAUGCUGAUUGGCUGAUGAUGAGUGAGGUCAUGUUCGGCAAAGGUAAGAGUUAUGUUAAUCAAGAAAGGCUUGGCUCAAAUGUGGAGUCGUUUUUUAAAGCAAAUUUCGAACAGUCCGAGUCCAAUGUUUUUAGUCACUAUUACCCUAAAAAUACCAAUUUCUUAAAAUAACACAAAAUGUUUUAGAUUCCACCACAUCUCCUCCCGUCCUCCAACAGAAUCUGAAUGAAUUCGAUGCCUUUGAAGACAAUACUUUCACCGUCUUCUCCAUCCAAACCAAUGUGGAUCAAGACAGCGUCAUGUGGAUUGUGAUCGGUAGGUUUUUCAUUAUUAAUGUCAUCUUUAAUACAGAGAAUUUCUAAUCGUUUUAUCUUCAGCCGGCGUUGGCGCAGUUGUUUUUGGAUGCGGCAUCUUGUUGGUGGUCGUCUAUUGUCUGUUGUGUUUGAAUUACACGAGAAAAACCUCGGCUACGAGCAGCCUCAAACUGAAUGUCAACUCGGAUCUGAGCUUCAAACGCCAUUUGUCGCCAUAUCAGAACAGAUACGAUCCAAAUGUGCAUGUGGAUAAGUUCCCGCCUCCAAGUUCGGCCGAUAGUUCAAGCGAAUAUGCUGAGCCGGACAUCGAAAAGUGAGUAAUCUUUGAUAAGUCAGGAAAUUUUGGGAUCCAAAAGCUCAGGUUUGAAAGAAAAUUGGCAUAAAGUUGGAUAGCGCAUUGAUUUCAAGGCUAAAAAAUACCUUUAGUCCUAAAACGGGAAAAAAAGUUUCAAUUUCGAUUACAUCUAUCAUCCUCUAAAUCAAAAUUUUUCAGUCUUUCCGAGCCUCUGAUUAAAUCCUGGCACAGCCGAGCGUUGGAUCAUCUCUCUCCCCCCUACUCGGUCCAUUAUGCAUCCCGGGAUGUGGUCGCGGAUCUCUCCACAACUGAUCUUUUGGAUCCUUUGGGGCCUCUUCAGCGAUACCCCGACUGUUCGGCCCCUCAAAGCAUCGUCGAAUACAGCAAUGAUCUCUUCCAAAAAGGCGUCGUUCUUGGCGAAGACGCGGGCAUGCGACUAAUUGUAUGUCCCACUGGACCUGGACGAGUUUUGGUGAAGAUUCCGAAGAAGGAUUUGGCCAGGGAAGGAUUGAGACGGGAAAUUGGGAUGAUGAACAGAUUGAGGCAUCAGAAUAUAAUGAUUUUGUUGGGAACCACGACCCUCGAGAACAGGAAUUGUGCGGUUUUUGAGAUGGGGGAGGCCCUGGAGUUGGGUGGAUAUCUAAAUGUUCUUCCUGACAUGAGGUAAGGUCCAGUGGAAUAUAAUCGAACUCCCUUGUAGAAACGACUCUCUCCUAUCGAUUGGAACUCAAAUUGCCGCCGCCAUGGCCUAUCUGGAGUCUGUGGGUCUGGUGCAUCGAGAUUUGGCUGUCCGAAAUUGUCUUAUCGACAUCGAUGGGACAGUCAAAGUGACCAUGGAUUACGGUAGAUACUGUCAACAUUACAGUCAUCAUUACACCCAACACGGAGAUUACAAGCUCCCGUUGCGAUGGAUGGCUCCCGAAUUACUCGACACCACGUAUGCUUCGGUCUCCGGGGACACUGUGACCCCAGCAUUACCAUCGACAGCCCCUCCAUCAUCCCCUCAAAUGUCCUCGGCCACAACAUCUACUGUAGGGAGCACAUCGGACGUGAAUACAGUAUCCUACAGUAAUAAAUCGGAUGUGUGGGCGUUGGGAGUGACGUUGUGGGAGGUGUUUGAGAAGGGACGAAGUUUGCCAUUGGGAAAUUUCGAGGACAAAGAGAUCUUCCGACUGAUUCAAGGUCUCCAAGAGGAUCAGAUGACGGUAGGUGAAAAAAGGACCCAAAAGUAUAUUAUAAAUGCCGAAACAAAACUUUAAAUUAUUUACUAUUCACUUUUCUUAUUCUAAAAAUUGCAUUUUCAGAGUCUACUCCCCCUCUCGGAUUACUGUAGUCCCCUAUUAUACGAUGAAAUCUUCCGGAUUUGUUGGGAUUUAGACCCGGAACGACGCCCAACGCUAUCCGAAAUCCAUCGAUUGAUGCAAAACACGUUCAGAAGACUGGUAACCUGUCCACCCAUGUGA